CGGCCAACCGUUUAGAUUCAACUUUCGUUUUCGAUUUUCAGAAAAUGAGUUAUCAGACACAUGCCAUAUUGUGAAAUAGCUAGCUAAUAACACGUUUUUUUUCUGUCUGCGUAAAAGCGACCAGUUUCAGGAUGCCAUCUGGGAGAAGGCGCCCACCUUUCAACUCAGUUGUCAAGGAAUCUGAGGCAUUCCUGAGCUAUUUGAGGAACAAGGAGUGCCCGGAUAUUUUCAAGCGCAAUGAACUGCGAGCCUUGUACGAUGGAGAAUUUGUCCAGUCUCGUCGAUCAGCCUCCAGGGACUAUGUGAAGGUUGCAUUCAGAGCAAUUCUACUGGAUUUGAAACACACUAAACGCAUUCAUGAAUUGGGAGACUAUUUUUCAUUCGCCAAAGACAUUCAGAUGCUGUAUGAGAAGCUGUCAGAAUCCUCAGAGUUUCAGUCCCAACUUGAAGAAUGGAAGAAAAUAGCUGAAGAGAAACCUUACUUCUGUGAAACCUGUGGGAUUGAUUGUGUCUCAGAGAAAAACCUAGAGUCGCAUAUAAAUGGCAAUCGACAUAGGUUUCACAAACUGCACAUUGAAAUAUACCAGAAAAGGGACAGCAUGAUCGCAAUUCCAAAAGGAGUAACCUUGAACAGCGACCCUGCCGUUGUCUACCCUGGUUUGAUGGAGAAACAGUGCCGCCCAGGCGCUAACCUGACAAUGACUUUAACCAUAGCAAAUAACAGUGCGGAUCAUAUUAUUGUAUUUCAACGCUUUGUGGUUCUGUGGGAUACUGGCAUGUUCAAAGUGUAUGAGCUCGGAGCGGAUAAAAACAGGAAACCAGUGAAGCAAAAUCGACAUCUGCAGUUUGGUCAGAAGGUGGAGCUGGUGAUUGUGUGCAGUGCCCCACUCGACUUUGGUAACCACUUUGUGCCCCUGUCCCUGUACUUCGUGAAGAAAGACAAGCAGACUAAUGUCGUAAUCAGUGAGGAAGAGGAGGGGGCAUCCCAGCAGGAUUUUGUCCUUAGAUUUCUCUCCUUGCAUGUGAUAGGUGAUCUACAUGAAACCUUGAAGCCUGUGGAACCAUUCAAGUUUCCCGAGGCCAUGCCUGACCGCCCUGUAGAGAAGACCGAGCCUGGCGAGCCACUACCAGAGAAGAAGAAUGAGUUGACUGGUAAACUGGAGCAUUUCCCCAUACCGAGGUACCUGCCUGUGCAGGUUCAGUACGGGAUGACUGGCACAAAUAUAACAGGCAAUAAGCAGAUUGUAAAUGCCAAACUUAGAGAAAUGCUAUCAGGGGAGCUAACUGCAGACACAUACCGGACAAGGUUCUCUACCCUACUAUGGGUGGAACAAAUACAGAUGAAGAAAGACAUCACACGCUAUGACCUCGUACAUGUCACCUUGGACAGACAUCCCACCACCGGUCGCCUUAUAUUACAGGUGCCCGGUUUACUUGAGCGUCGUCCGUCAGUGCUGCGGGGUGAUCGCGUGUACAUCUACUCCGAUGAUAACCGCGCUAUCCGCUACGAAGGUAUCGUGCACCUUGUGGAACUUGAACAGGUGCAUCUUGGAGUCUCGCCCAAGCUAAGGAACAGUUGGAUGCGUGGUCAGAGGUUCGAUAUUCGGUUUGACUUCUCUCCCCUGAAUCUGUGGGUCAUGCAUCGGGCAGUGAAAUACUCUGCAGGGGUGGCACCUAUUUUGUUUCCCACACAGUCCACUAUGUCUCCAGGCCAGGAGUCUAUAACACUCAAGCCGUGGUUUGACCGGAACUUGAAUGAUGAACAGCAGACGGCAGUUAAGAAUAUAGUGCAGGGAACCAGUCGACCGGCACCAUAUAUCAUCUUCGGUCCACCGGGUACUGGCAAGACGGUCACAGUCACUGAGGCCAUCAGACAGGUAUACCAUGGACAGGCAGACAGCCAGAUUCUGGUGUGUUGUCCAGAGAACACAGCUUCAGAUCAUGUUUUCAAGAAGUUGAUCAGCACUAGUCUGCCAGGACCAGUGAAAAAAGCAGACAUCUUUCGUCUGUACGCCGUGUCCAGGGCUUAUGCUAGUGUACCAAAUGUUAUCAGGGAGUCCAAACAGUUCAACUAUGAUCCAGUUGAUAAAGAUUUCUUCUACCCAACCAAAGCUGAGGUCAAAGGCUACCGAGUUCUGGUGGUCACUCUGAUGACAGCUAGCAGGUUAGUGACAGCCUCAUUCCCCAAGAACCACUACACGCACAUCUUCAUAGACGAGGGAGCCCAUGCACAAGAGCCCGAGUGUGUGGUACCCAUUUCUGGGCUCCUGGAUCCAAGCAACAGGGCUGAAUGUGGUCAGUUGGUCAUCGCGGGCGACCCCAAACAGUUGGGACCAAUUCUCAGGUCGCCCAUUGCUAUCCAUGCUGGGCUAGAUGUGUCAUUCAUGGAGCGAAUGAUGCGAGAUAUUGGAGAAUACAGCCGUGGGGAAGACGGAGUGUACGAUAAUCGGUACAUCACAAAGCUGGUGCGUAACUACCGUUCCCAUGAUGACAUAAUCUACGUGCCACGAGCUCUCUUCUACGAUGGCGAGCUGACUGCUGCAGGAGAUGAGAUGAUUCUCAAUUCAAUGUUGAACAAAGAUUUCCUGCCAAACAAAAAAUUCCCGCUUAUCUUUCACUCUGUGUUUGGCACAGAUGAGAGAGAGAAAGACAGCCCUUCAUGGUUUAACAGGGAUGAGGUCUCCCAGGUGGACAAGUAUCUUCAGGAACUGCUUCGAGAUCAGAAAGGUGGCAUCAAACUGAAGCCCUCUGAUAUUGGCAUUAUCUCACCAUACAGGAAACAGGUUGCUAAGAUACGGGAGAUGAUCAAGCUCAAAGGACACAGUAGUAACCGUGGCGACAUAAUGGUGGGGUCAGUGGAGGAGUUUCAAGGUCAGGAGUUCAAGGUCAUCAUCAUCUCCACUGUUCGCAGCUGUAAGGACUCAGCAUACACUGACCAGGACCUUGAGUACAGACUGGGAUUCCUCCGCAACCCCAAGCGGUUCAAUGUGGCAGUGACUCGGGCUAGAGCGCUGCUUAUUGUUAUUGGCAACCCAGUCACAUUGGAGCAGGACAAAAUCUGGAAAAGGUUUAUCGAGUAUUGUGAUGUAAACGGAGGGUUUAAGGGCCAGCGAGGGAAACUUACAUCCAACCAUGGCCUACAGGCAGACACAGAGGAGAAGAGAGGUGAAAAUCGCACCAUUUACAUCAGAGAUGAACUCAGUGCAAUACAGCAGAUGGAGGAUCCAGAGUGGAACCGCAGGGAAUAGACCAGUUGCCAUGGAAACAGAAUACUGCAAUACAUAUAUUGAAUAAGUGCCAUGAAAGAAAGGACAUACAGGGAUAGGCUUGGUUGUCAAAGAACUUUAAUAUUACCAUGAUAGAAACAGAAUAUACAGGGAUUAAAUUGUUGACCUUUGUUACCAUAGUUACUUGGCAUGCAUGGAGUAUGGUUGGUUGGAAUGGAAAUUGUACUGUUACCAUGAACACUCUUUAUCAUUGGCUUUUAAGUUUUGAAUUCAUAUAAGAUAUCAACGAAGUAUGGUCAUUAUGAACAUUACAUAGAUUAUGUCAUUUACAUUAACAAACAUGUUUGGGAUUGAUAAUAAUUGUAUUGCAGACCUUUCUUGGCCAGUGUGUAGUUCUUCUGAACUAUUAAUAGUUGGUCUGAUUUGGUUUUGACUUUUUGGUGCUAUUCCUAUGCAAUAGACAAACUUUAUUGUAUUAACUGCCAUCACAUUUACACAUCAGGGCAUUUUUCCAAUUACAUGUAGAACCGAGGUAUUUCAUAUUCAAUCUUAGUCUCUCACUGGUAAAUAUUUCCAUUUUGUUCCAUGUAUUUAUUUGUACUGUACAAACAUAAGGGUUUUGAAUGAACUGAAUAGGUAAGUAAAAAUUAAAUGAGAUGAAUUGUAGUGUAGGUGUAGUGUACGUGAUUGUUUGAGCUUAAGGUAAGCCAUCCAUCAUUAUGAUUUUUAACUUAUUUAUAUUAUUUUUGCAUGGAUUAAUUUUUUUAAUAACACCUUAAUGAUAUAUUUCUAUGGGAGAUAAUUAAUUAAAUUUUACUAUGAUUUUCUUAAUUUGUUUCUUAAUAGACAUAAUGUCUUUAUAACAAGCUCUGAGUGAAAACUAUAUUCAAACUUAACGUUUUGUAACUUUAGCCAUUGGCAAUUAUGCUGAAAUUGGAAACCUAGUGUGUCAUCUUAACAAGCCAUUAUCAGUUUGCUGAAUUUGGAAACCUAUGUGUCAUUUCAUCAAACCAUUGGCAAUUUAUAAUGCUAAAUUUUUGGAUAAAUGAAAUGAUUGUAUUGACAAAUGGUCACUAAACUGUUGUACAUAGGCUACCCUUUCAAAGGACAUUAGACACUAUCUACAUGAAUUUGCGCAUUUUAAAUGCCAAUUUUUAUUUAUAUAUAUAUAAUGUGUGUGUAUAUAAAUAAAUAUGCGAUAUUUACACCUUAACAUCAAUUCCUUAAAUGAACUGCGUUUCAGCAAUUGCGUUUAUCAAUCGAUAACGCAACACCUUCAGAUAUAUUCUGAUCGCGAUUCAUCAUAUAACAAUAUACAUAAAAGCUAUUUAUUUUGUUAUUGUUCAUUUUGUGUCAGCAGGUCCCUUAAAAUAUAAAUCAACAUUUUAGAAAGUUUUAAUUAAUUAUAUUUUAAAUGUAUUGUUGACAAGUGUUUCAAUUUAACGUUUAAAAGUGAUUUCAAGAGGUUGAUCUUUUCCCACGUUAUUGUGACGUCAUUUGAAAAUGUUACAGUCAGGUUGUUCUAUUUACAGAAUGAGUAAGACAGGAUCACUGAAGUUUUCUUAAAUGAAAUGAAGUAUUCUUGAAUGAAAUUAUGAACAAUUGGUGUAAAUAUAAGGAAUUAAUUGAAUUAUCAGUGAUAUGAACACAAUUGGGCUGGUCUACGUGUGUGUGGAGUCCUUUAGACUCCACACACUUUGACAAGCCAAAUUGCGUUCAUACCCAAAUAAUGACAUCAACCCCGCAAUUCAUUUCUUAAUUAACUCAUGCUUAUUCUAAGACUUUGUCCUUUAUUGUAAUUUUUAAAUCUGUGAACAAGCUUUAAUUUCAAAUAAUUGAAACACACUUUUUACAGAUUACAUAAAUCUGUAAACGGAUAUGGUUUAAAUGAAUUAACCUCAUGCAUUACAUAUACUGUUGAUGAUCUACUGUUGAUGAUCUACUGUUGAUGAUCUACUGUUGAUGAUCUUCUGUUGAUGAUCUACUAUAAUAGUUUGAAACCAUCUGUACUGAUCUUCACUUGUGUAAAAAGUGUCUUAUUUUUGAAGUUACUCUCAUAUUUAAAAUCAAUACAUACACAUGUAUAACAAAUAUAAAUUUUGAGUGAUAAAACCUUUUAACUACUUACUAAAUAUUGCAUUUAUGGAAAAUAGUGAUUACUGAUAACAAGAUUGUAACUAUGUAUUUAAUAACUGAAAAAUCAAUUAAUUGUGGUAAAUCUUAUUUGGGAGUAAAAGUGCAUCUUUAACUAGUUAUUAGGUAGAUUCAACUCAGUAGUUAUUUAGACGACUAUGAGCAUUUUUUUAUACGCCCAUCUUACGAUGGCCGUAUUAUGGGAACACCCAUGGCGGGCGGGCGGGCGGGCGUCUCCACAAUGUUGUCUGCUCUCUAACUUGAACAUUUCUCAUCCAAUUUCCACCAAACUUCAUGAAAGUGUUUGUUGGUGAAAUAUCUACGUCAAGUUCGAUAACAAGCCAAAUCGCUGUAGGCACUCCAGAGUUAUGGCCCCCUGAAUUUGUCAAAAUUGGCCAUUUUAGCUUUGUCCACUCUCUAACUUGAUCAUUUCUCAUCCAAUUUCCACCAAACGUCAUGAAAGUGUUUGUUGGUGAAAUAUCUCGGUCAAGUUCAAUAAUCAGCCAAAUCGCUUUAGGCACUCCAGAGUUAUGGCCCCCUGAAUUUGUCAAAAUUGUCCAUUUUAGCUUUGUCCGCUCUCUAACUUGAACAUUUCUCAUCCUAUUUCCACCAAACUUCAUGAAAGUGUCUGUUGGUGAAAUAUCUAGGUCAAGUUCGAUAACCAGCCUAAUCGCUUUAGGCACUCCAGAGUUAUGGCCCCCUGAAUUGGCCAUUUUAGCUUUGUCUACUCUCAAACUUGAACAGUUUUUAUCCGAAUUUCUCCAAACUUGCUACUAUAAAUGUUUGUUGGUAUAUAUUCUUGGCAAAGUUCUAUAACCAGCCAGGCUCUUCAGGAUUAUGGCCCUUGAAUUGGUCAAAAUUUGCCACAGUAAGUUGUCUUAGAAUCCAACAAAUUAUUGAUGGGCGUAUUUUGUGAGUGUCACUCUUGUCUUUUAUUAGAUGUACGCACUUUGCAUCAACAUGUUUUUCCCGGAAAAUAUGUCUUGAUAUAAAACACAUAUAUAUGCAAAGUAUUUUCUUAACACAUAGAGGGUUAAGAUGUUGAAUUUGAUAAAAAUGUAUUCAUAUAUAGAAUAAAGUGAAGAUUAUAUUUUAUAUGUAAAAUGCAACUAGUCAUUCCAGAUGUAAAGAAGUUACAAUAAUGGAUCUCAUGCAGAAAAACCCUAGUUGAUUAAACUCGUAUACCUAAAUAACGUGAUUAUAUAAAUUCUUUUUUCAUUAUUAUGAAAUCAGAUAGGCAAAUUUAAAUACAUGUAGAUUGUGUCCGAGGCCGAUUAUUAAUUUUUGUUUUGUUGGAUAUAUACAUUUAUUGUUGGCAUAUUAUAUUUUAAUUUACUAAGUUAUUGUUUUGUUGCUUUGCAUGGGAUUGGUUCUUUAUCUCUGCAGUUUUAUCAUUCAUCUUUGGUUAAUGAAUAAAUAUUUCAAACAG
Molecule: messenger RNA, 6789 nt
Organism: Mya arenaria
Lineage: Eukaryota; Metazoa; Mollusca; Bivalvia; Myida; Myidae
Product: putative helicase MOV-10
Exons: 20
Coding region: 132-3248 (1038 amino acids)
Molecular function (GO): 5'-3' RNA helicase activity; RNA binding
Source: RefSeq, a predicted model, not a curated record